GCAGGCAGGAGGGCCGGGCGCAAGCUCCGGCUCCCGAGCUCCCCCGGGCCCCCCCUUCUCUGCUGGCCCGGCGCGCCGGGGCUGCGCCCGCCCGGGGACUGCGCGACCUCAGCUGCAGCAGACGGAUCCGCGAGUGUGGAGGGCGAGGCCCCCAGCAGUGAGACCUGCACAUCAUUGGACAGUCCCUCGGCCUAUCACCAGGACCCCUUAGCACCUGGCUCCAGCCUGAGCCCGGACCAUUACGAGCACACGUCUGUGGGUGCCUAUGGGCUGUACUCAGGGCCACUGGGACAGCGCACACGGAGGCCCAAGCUGCAGCACUCGACCUCCAUCCUGCGCAAGCAGGCCGAGGAGGAGGCCAUCAAGCGCUCACGUUCCCUCUCUGAGAGCUAUGAGCUCUCCUCGGACCUGCAGGAUAAGCAGGUGGAGAUGCUAGAACGGAAGUAUGGGGGACGCCUCGUGACCCGCCAUGCAGCCCGCACCAUCCAGACAGCCUUCCGCCAGUACCAGAUGAACAAGAACUUUGAGCGCCUGCGCAGCUCCAUGUCGGAGAACCGUAUGUCCCGCCGGAUUGUGCUGUCCAACAUGAGGAUGCAGUUCUCCUUUGAGGGGCCUGAGAAGAUGCACAGCUCCUACUUUGAAGGGAAGCAGGUCUCAGUGACUGAUGACGGCUCUCAACUAGGGGCCCUGGUGCCAUCUGAGGGCAGUGACUUCGGUGAGCCACCAUCCCUCAAGUCUUCAGCCCCAUCCAGUGAUUUCGCAGAUGCCAUCACUGAGCUGGAGGAUGCCUUCUCCCGGCAAGUGAAAUCCCUGGCCGAAUCCAUCGACGAUGCCCUCAACUGCCGCAGCCUUCAUGCUGAGGAAACGCCAGUCCCUGACACAGGGCGAGCCCGGGACACUGAGCCCCAGGCAGCCCUGCACACUGUGGACCACCACAAACUGGAUGAGAUGACAGCCUCGUACAGUGACGUCACCCUGUAUAUUGAUGAGGAGGAAUUGUCACCGCCUCUGCCCCUCUCCCAGGCGGGGCACCGGUCAUCCAGUACUGAGUUAGACCUGCAACUGCGGGCUGGGGGUGCCGCCCAGGACUACUGGGCCCUGGCUCACAAGGAUGACAAGGGGGACACAGACACAAGCUGCCAGAGCACACCAUCGCUUGAGCAGCAGGAGCAGCGGCUGCGGGUGGAGCACCUCCCACUGCUCACCAUCGAGCCUCCCAGCGACAGCUCAGUGGACCUCAGCGACCGCUCGGAACGUGGCUCCCUCAAGAGGAAGAGUGCCUAUGAGCGCAGUCUCAGUGGGCAGCAGGGCAGCCCCAAGCCCAGCCCCCACUGUGGCCCCCCUAAGGGCCUGCCCCGGGAGGAGCCAGAGUUGCGAGCCCGGCCUUCCAGGCCCCUCGAUAGCCACCUGGCCAUCAAUGGCUCAGCCAACAGGCAGAGCAAGUCUGAGUCAGACUACUCAGAUGGGGACAACGAUAGCGUCAACAGCACUUCCAAUUCCAAUGACACCAUCAACUGCAGCUCUGAGUCGUCAUCCCGUGACAGCCUGCGGGAGCAGACUCUCAGCAAGCAGACCUACCACAAGGAGACCCGCAACAGCUGGGAUUCACCUGCCUUCAGCAACGAUGUCAUCCGUAAGAGGCACUAUCGCAUCGGUCUCAACCUCUUCAACAAGAAGCCUGAGAAGGGCAUCCAGUACCUCAUUGAGCGUGGCUUUGUGCCAGACACACCAGUGGGAGUAGCCCACUUCCUGUUGCAACGCAAGGGCCUGAGCCGGCAGAUGAUUGGCGAGUUCCUGGGCAACAGGCAGAAGCAAUUCAACCGCGAUGUGCUGGACUGCGUGGUGGAUGAGAUGGACUUCUCUGCCAUGGAGCUGGACGAAGCCCUCAGAAAGUUCCAGGCGCAUAUCCGGGUCCAGGGGGAGGCACAGAAGGUGGAGCGGCUCAUCGAGGCCUUCAGCCAGCGGUACUGCAUCUGCAACCCUGGGGUGGUGCGGCAGUUCCGGAACCCAGACACCAUCUUCAUCCUGGCCUUCGCCAUCAUCCUGCUCAACACAGACAUGUACAGCCCCAACGUCAAGCCUGAGCGCAAGAUGAAGCUGGAGGACUUCGUCAAGAACCUCCGAGGUGUAGACGAUGGUGAGGACAUUCCCCGAGAGACACUGAUUGGUAUCUAUGAACGGAUUCGCAAGCGGGAGCUGAAGACCAAUGAGGACCACGUGUCCCAGGUGCAGAAGGUGGAGAAGCUUAUCGUGGGGAAGAAGCCGAUUGGAUCCCUGCAUCAUGGGCUUGGCUGUGUUCUCUCUCUGCCUCACCGGCGGUUGGUCUGCUACUGCCGACUCUUCGAGGUUCCAGACCCAAAUAAGCCCCAGAAACUCGGACUGCAUCAGCGAGAAAUCUUCCUGUUUAAUGACCUCCUGGUGGUCACCAAGAUCUUCCAGAAGAAGAAGAACUCGGUGACAUACAACUUCCGACAGUCUUUCUCCCUGUACGGCAUGCAGGUCCUGCUCUUCGAGAGCCAGUACUACCCCAAUGGCAUCCGGCUCACGUCUGCAGUCCCUGGAGCAGACAUAAAAGUGUUAAUAAACUUCAAUGCUCCCAAUCCUCAAGACCGGAAGAAAUUCAGCGAUGACCUGAGGGAGUCCAUCGCGGAGGUGCAGGAGAUGGAGAAGCACAGGAUAGAAUCGGAGCUUGAGAAACAGAAGGGUGUUGUGCGGCCCAGCAUGUCCCAGUGCUCCAGCCUCAAAAAGGAGUCUGGCACUGGGACACUGAACCGAGCCUGCCUGGACGACAGCUAUGCCAGCAGCGAGGGCCUCAAGCGCAGUGCCCUCAGCAGCUCCCUGAGGGACCUCUCAGAAGCUGAUUAACGUGAUGUGCAGAAUCCAGAAGGUGAAUUCUGAUUCUACUGGAAGAGUUCUAUGAGAACAUGACUGACGUGUACUUCUUCUUUCCUGGAACGAAAUCCAGUUCCAGAGAAUACUGCCUUAAAGUUUCACUGCAUAUCAUAAAAUGAAAUAAAACUGGUAGGUCAAAUUUGUGGAAAACAAAAAGGUUUAGUGACCAAAAUUAACCAUGGCUUACCACUCAUUAAGAAGUGAAUUUUGAUCCAAAGAUGUUCUCAGAAAACCAUUCCUUUCCCAGGCCAUUCAAGCGUUCUUCAACAGAGUAAAGCUGGUUACUAAAGUCCCCUGAAAUACUUAGCUUUACUUCAGCAUUUGGGUUUAAGACAUACUGAACUGCACACCAAUGUGUGCUUGUCUCCCCCGCUCCAGCUUGUGCGCUCCUUGGGGGCAUAGAGUGCAUCUGACCCACUUCUCUGUGUCCAGUGACCAGCACAGGACUGGUCUUGUCAAAAUGCAUCUGAAAGUGAUGGUUGGCAUGGGGAAGCGGGGUCACAGCAAAACAACUGGUUGAUCUUAAUGCGUGUAAAUCAUCAACAUUUUAUGGAAACUUGUUUGCUCAGCCCUUUGCUACCCGUGCAUUGAGGAGUCUAGGUGGGACACACAUGAUGCUGUCAAACUUCUACAAACGUGGUUCAUGAUUACUGUUUCCUCCCCCCACUUACAACACAUUUUUAGCCCUCAUUUUACUUGACCUCACAGCAGCUUUUGAGAUUAUUCAAGUUCGUUUCCCACAAUAGUAUUUCCUUGUCACCUCUGUUCCCACACUGUGAUCUUCCUCUUUGGGAUGUCUUCAUUGUCUUCUUUGUAGAGCUGGUAAGUGUUGGUUUGAGGAUCAAGUCUAAGCUCUCUUCCUUUCUUUACUUUUUUUAGGCCAUUUCAUACAGAUCCACAGUUUCAGUCUAGCUUCCAAAUGUGAAUCUGCAGCCCAUACCUCCACUCUGAGCACCCAUGUUCCCUUGGAUCUUUAUCUCCAUGACCAAAUUGAUGAUCACACACAGACACACACAAAGUUCUGUGUUCCCUACUUUGACAAAUGGUGUCACCACUGAGUUGCAUAAAUGAGAACUUGGGGAUUGUCCUUGACACCUGUCCUUUCAUCGACUCCAAAUCCAUCUAUCACCAAGCCCUUUUGACUUCCUCCUCCUACAUGUUCUUGAAUCACCUCUGUCACUGCUUCAGGCCGUCACCUGUCUGUCAUCUGGACGAGAGCUCCCUAACUGGCCUCCUGUACCAUCGUGGUCCCUCAAACCCGUUUCCCACAUGGCACCAGAGGAAUCUCUAAGGUGCCACCAUGUGAAGGGCUUCCUGUUGCCCUUAUGAUUAAAAAAACAAAAUCUUUAACAUGGCCUUCAUGAGGCCUGCAUGGGUGGCUCUGCAUGGCCUGGCUCACCUUCACUUUCCCCUUGCUCUCCAGCCACAUGAGGUUCCCAGACAAGCUGAGUUUUCUCCUGCCACUGGGCCUGUACAAGUUGGCCCUCUGCAUCUGUGUUCAGUUAGCUCCUUCAUCAUUCAAGUCUUAGCCUGGCCAUUAUCCCCUCUGAAAUGUGUUACCUAUAGUUAUAUAUUCAGUAGUGUGAUAAUUUUGUUACAGUAAAUGUCAGAAGGUCAGGACAGUGGCUGUCCUUACACACUGCUGUAACCUCAACUCAUGGCACAAAGUUGGACUUUAAUAAAUGUUCUACUGAGUAUAUGAAGACCACAGAGCCCAAAAAGGAAAUUCAGUGCUGAAAUGCAUGAUGGCAUUUUCAGGUUCAAAAUGAGAUCCAAGACCUAAAAAAAGCAAUGUGGACCAGAGUCCUGGGAAAAAACUGGAUCCUACUGACAUUUCUUCUUUAUUUUUUAAAAAAUAUAUUUUAUUGAUUUUUUACAGAGAGGAAGGGAGAGAGUUAGAAACAUCGAUAGGAGAGAAACAUCAACCAGCUGCCUCUCGCACACCUCCCACUGGGGAUGUGCCCGCAACCAAGGUACAUGCCCUUGACCGGAAUCGAACCCGGGACCUUUCAGUCCAUAGGCCAAUGCUCUAUCCACUGAGCCAAGCCAGUUAGGGCGUCAUUUCUUCUUAAGUCAAGCAGUAGUUUGGGUAGUAGUUGGAGGGUUUUAAUCAUUGUUUUAUCUUUCAUCAAAAGUGUUUUAACAGUUAGAGCAUUUGGAAUUACUAGAUUUAUCAGAAGCAGGGAGGGGGGAAAUCACCCACAACCCCACCAACCCUAAAACAGUUACAUUUAAAUAUUUGAUCUAUUCUCAUUCCAUCUUUUCUUCACACAUAUUUUUCAGUUACCUAGUUCACAUCUUCUAUGUGUGUCCCAAAAGGUGUGUAAGUAUUAUUUGGUGCUUCUCAUAAAACGAAAGAAUUUUCACAAUCAAAAACAUGUAGGAAAUGCUGAAUUAAAGUUAAACAAGUUUUUUUAAAAUGAUGUUUUUAUUUAUAUUAGAGAGGAAGGGAGAGGGGGAGAGAGAUGGGCUGCCUCCUGCACACCUCCUACAGGGGACUGAGCCUGGAACCCCAGGCAUCUUCCCUGACAGGGAACCGAACUGGUGACCUCUUGGAUCCUGGGUCGAUGCUCAACCAUUGAGCCACACCGGCCGGGCUAAAGUAGUUUCUUUACUGCAGGAAUUCUCAGAGCCUUUUAAAAAGAUGAUGUGUAUUUGUGAUUCUCAGAAAGAUAGUCUGUUUCCCAAAUAUAUUUAGCUUUGGAAUGCUCUUGAAUUCUAUAGCAUACAGUUUAGUAAAAGUUUAUAUGUGUAAAUUUUUAUUUAUCUUAGUGUAUUCUGAUGUUAUGAAAGACUCAGUAGUUUCUAACACCUGCCUAAUGGCCCAUCAUAUGGACAUCCCAUGAUGUGCUGGCCAUUCAGAUAGUGUUCUUUUGGUGAACAAGGAACAAACAGGAAAUAAUAGAGUUACUGAGUGUAUUUGGUGAUUCUGGUGAGAGUUUGGGAUUGAAGAGAUGAACACCACCGAAUCUAACCUUAGUGCUGAGUUCCUAGGUACACAUUGACACUAUUUUGGCAGCUCUGGGAAGCCUUGUGUCACCUGAGAUGCCUCUCUGUACAAUGUGUUCAAUUUAGCAAUCACUUUCCAAGGGAGCCUAGCUCACCUUCAUCAGAGUGGACUUGUCAUAAAGACUUAUUGGUUGGUCUAUGAAGAUUGGUCUACUUACCCCUAUUUAUUUUUUUCAUUAAUUAACUAAUUUAUUUAUUUAUGUUAAUCCUCACCUGAGGAUAUUUUUCCAUUGAUUUUUAGGGAGAAUGGAAGAAAGAGGGAAAGACAGAGAGAAACACAUUGAUUGGUUGCCUCCUCCCCGAGCCCAGACCAGGGCCCGGGCCGAGAGGAGUCUGCAGCCAAGAUAAGUACCCUUACCUGGAAUCAAACCUGGGACCCUUUGGUCUGCAGGCUGACGCUCUAUCCACUGAGCCAAAACAGCUAGGGCCCCUAUUUCUAAUAUGUAGCUUCAUGACUUUUAAGACAAUUUUAGGUAAUCUUUCCUUCCCUUUCUAUUCUAGCUGCACUCCAGCCCACCUCCACAAUGUGACCAGUGUCCUAUAAGAAAAAAGUUCCAGUUAAAUCUGAAUCGUAGGAACUAAAGCAUUUCAUUCAUCUUUCAUGGAGUAAAUAGGGAAGAAAGCAUUCAAACAUAAAAAUACCAGAGUAUUCUUGAUCCCAUCUAAAUUGAAUCUCUUCUCACAUCCUUGAAGAGCUGUUCAGAAAAAGGACAAAUAAAAUUACCUAUUGCUUACUUGGCCGUGUGGCUCAGUGGUUGAGCGUCAACACAGAAACCAAGAGGUCACUGGUUUGACUCCUGGUCAGGGCACCUGCCUGGUAUUGCAGGCUCAAUGCCUAGAAGUGGGCAUGCAGGAGGCAGCUGACUGAUGAUGUUUCCCAUCAAUGUUUCUAUCCCCUCUCCCUUCCUCUCUCUCUAAAAAUCAAUAAAAACAUUUUUUAAAUUACCUAUUGCUCAGAACUAGAAUGUAACCAGGAUAGAGCAAAAUCCCACAAAUUUUAGUGAAAGGUCAAUGGGAAAAUAAACAUCUUAGACUGGCAGAGUUGAAAUCAGAUCUCAUACUAGAACAGAGAUCUGGGGGUGGGGGGACUGCUGCAUGGAAAAGGGGAGAUGGCAUGGUCCUAAUGGUGGUAGGACAAAGAUAACAUCAACUGGAGUUCAUGCCUAUAAGGACAGAGACCAACCCAGAGUGGACAUGCGAGGAGAGGAGUAAGACCUGGUGAAUCAGAAGGAGAAGACUUGGAAAGUUCAUGGGACCAGAAGUGGCAAAAGGCACUGCUUCUGAGAAGAGGGAGGCACCUGUGAAAGUGAGGUUUCCCUGGGAGGCUUGGUGGGGGAGGGAAACCCAGUAAGGGGCAUGCAAGAGGCAGCCAAUCAAUGAUUCUCUCUCAUCAUUGAUGUUUCUAUCCUUCUCUCUGAAAUCAGUAAAAAUAUUAAAACAAAACAAGAUGCUAUCACAGAAUAAGACAGACAUAAAAAAAUAAAGUGUCUUUUAUUAAAGGAACUGCA
Messenger RNA from Myotis daubentonii (Daubenton's bat), 7409 nucleotides. RefSeq names its product IQ motif and Sec7 domain ArfGEF 1 (gene IQSEC1). The record is from RefSeq and is a predicted model, not a curated record. Gene Ontology annotation, molecular function: guanyl-nucleotide exchange factor activity. Lineage: Eukaryota; Metazoa; Chordata; Mammalia; Chiroptera; Vespertilionidae. Gene Ontology annotation, biological process: regulation of ARF protein signal transduction; actin cytoskeleton organization.